This is a messenger RNA of Panicum hallii, 1601 nucleotides long. Its product is annotated as transcription repressor OFP7-like. The transcript has 2 exons. NCBI's taxonomy places the organism in Eukaryota, Viridiplantae, Streptophyta, Magnoliopsida, Poales, Poaceae. The record is from RefSeq and is a predicted model, not a curated record. Gene Ontology annotation, biological process: negative regulation of DNA-templated transcription. Bases 1 to 906 code for a protein of 301 amino acids.
AUGGCCAAGCGCCUCUUCCACUCCUGCCGCUCGCCCUCCGCCGCCGCCGCGGUCACCCCGACAGCCACCCUCCUCCGCAGCGAGCGCCCGCCCGUCGUCCCGGCCCCCGCGGGCGGCGCGUGCUGCCCGCGCCGCGGCCCUCUUCGGCGGCGCCAGCCACAGCCCCCGUCAGCCUGCGGCGCCGGGGGCUGCGCGGUGGACUACGGCGCCGACGACCUCCCGCCGGCGCGUGGCACGCCCGCGUACCGGUGGCUGAAGAGCUCCCGCUGGCACGUCGUCGAGGCCGCGGACGCGUACGCCUCCGACGGCGACGGCGACCAAACGCCCCGCGUGAAGAUCGACGCGCGGCGCCGGGUGCGGCACUCGCGCCGGCGGCGGCGCAGGGUGCUCUACCGCAGGGCGGCGGCACCCGGGAGCUGGUCGUCGGGGGACAGCGGCUGGUUCAGCAGCGACGACGACGACGGCGGGCCGUUCGGGGCGGAGUCGUCGUCGUCGGCGCUGCAGGUGGCGUCCACCACCACGACCGAGUCCUCGUCGACGGGCGCGAGCGGGAACAGCGCCGGCGCCGUCGCCCGCGCCCCGGCGAGGCGGGAGAAGUCAGCGGCCGCGAUGGCCGGGGGCUUCGCGGUGGUGAAGCGCUCCGACGACCCGCGCGGCGACUUCCGGCGGUCCAUGGCGGAGAUGGUCGUCGGGCGCGGCAUCUACGACGCGGACGGCCUGGAGCGCCUGCUGCGGUGCUUCCUGGCGCUCAACGACCGGCGCCACCGCCGGGACAUCGUCGCCGCGUUCGGCGACGUGUGGGAGGCCAUCUUCGCCAACCCGCCGCCCUCCCACUCCAACGCCAACCCUGCCGCCGCCUCCUCCCACGCUUCGAGCUGCAAGGCUGCAGCCGUGACUCGUCCCUAGACGGCUAGAAGGCCAACGUGCUUAUUACACACGUAGGCUUAUCAGGUAAAAAUGCGAUUAAUAUGUACAUGUAGGCGUCUGUAAAUUACGUUUUCUUGCUCGGUCUCGCGGCUCCUGCUCCUUUCCCGCCUCCUGCAUGCUAGCGCCGCUGCUCUUUUUCAGCUGUGGAAAUUGGCGUCGCGACCCUGACGCCUGACCUGAUGUGAUGUGACCUGUUUUCGCGUACGCGUCAAGCAUUGGCAUUGCUUGCCGGCCAUUUCGUGCACGCCGGUCUGAAGCGCCGGUAGAAGAAGAAAAGCAUUGAAUUCCUUGUCGGUGUAUCUGCUCGGCUACUAUUUUCUUCCGAGUUCCAGCACCGCAGGCAGCCAGCCAUGGCCCGUGCGACCAAACAUGGAUGUGACGCGCGCACAAGCACUGGCUUCCAUUUGGUGCUCGCCGUCGGCUCCAUUUUGGUGGGGGAAUAACAAAGAAUUCAGACAAAGAAAACAAAAGACAAUCAGCUCGCUUCAGUGAUUUGCUAAGUUGGUGUCUUUUCCGGAAAGUUUUAUUGCUUAAUCGUUCUUAAGGAACGCUAGAGAGAAAACACCCACGUCUGGGCAUGAUUCACUUGCAGGAAAAGGCUGUGCAGAAAGAGAGCAAACAGUUGACGUGAUAUGAUUUGAUGCGACAUACAUUUACUGAUAGACUAGUACGUA